AGACACGUCACUAAUACAUACAGUCCUUGGCUCAUCAGGCUGUUCAAGAGAAGCGGAAGAUUCAGAGAGGAAGUGGAAGAUCAUCGUGCUUUUGCCAGAAUUGUAGCUGAUCAUUCACAAUGGUUAGCGAGUAUCCACAACGUCGGCACGGUUGCUGGAAGGAAUGCGGUAUCCUUUGUGGAAUUCUGGUAGUCGGUUUGGCAGUAGCUCUAGCUGUUGUUCUGGUCCUUUCACACAAAGAACUGGAGGAAAAAGCCAUCCCACAUUGUGCCUCUGGUGAUGAAAACAUAGACAUCAGCGAACAGGACAACCCGAGGGUGUUUUCAGACCUAACAACUGCAGAACUGCGCUCCGUGAUGUCUUAUCUCCACCAGCAAAACGAACUACACCUUGCGAAAGCAACGUUGGCAGGAAUGAACACAAGUUUUAUAUAUCUUGUGGAGUUAAACAUCCCAAACAAAACAGUUACGCUAAAUCAUCUGGAUAAGAAAGGGGAAGCCCCAGAGCGCCGUGCAAAGGUAGUAAUAUUCCGAAGAGAUUUAGCUGUGCCCUGUAUUCAAGAAUACGAGGUGGGCCCUCUGCCGAUUCCAACAUUUCACAGCAUCAUGUACAAAAACGGAAAGGGCUGUGUGCCUUUUGCUUAUAGGCCAAUCACGUUUGUAGAAUUUGGUGCUGUGUAUGAGAAUAUAUUCAUAGGAGAAGUAGAAAAAAAAGGGAGGCAACUUUUGCUGGAAAGUUUUGAUGCUACAUUCACGAAUUGUGGAAAGAAAUGUUUGACAUUUUAUCCGACCACUGUGUCAACGUCAAACUUCGGCAAAGUGACAAGAAAUUUUUGGUUUUCUAUCAACCAACAUGCUGGUUAUCACCUUCUACAUCCGUUAGAUUUCAAGAUAAUGGUUAACUUAGACAGCAAGGAUUCUUCAGGGUACAAACUAGUAAGAGUGUGGUACAACCAAAGAUUGUUCGAUAGCAUGGAUGAACUUGUGUCAGCGUAUAACAAUAACGACGUCAAAAAACUCAAGGUUACUUUUCCGGAAGCUGGUGACUUUUCCAGUUUGCAUCAACGUGGCAAGUCUUUUCCCACAAAGUCUCUGCGAAGUCCAAUUCAGGUUGAGCCGGAUGGAAAGCGUUAUACGAUCAAAGGACAACAUGUUGAGUAUAUGGGCUGGGCGUUUGAAUAUCGUAUGUCUACUACAACAGGUCCAAUGUUGUUUGAUGUAAGGUAUCAAGGGGAGAGAAUUGCGUACGAAAUUAGUCUGCAGGAAAUAGCAGUUUUUUACUCGGGCAGUAAUCCCGCACAAAGGUUUGCGGAUUACGUGGACAGUAUGGCUCGUCUUGGCAUUGCAUCUAGGGCUUUAGUGCCCGGAACGGAUUGUCCAGAGCACUCCGUUUUCAUUCCCUCUAGACACCUCACAGAAGACUCCACCGAACCGGUAGUAUAUGAAAAUGCCUUUUGCAUAUUUGAGCAAGCUACAGGCGUGCCUUUGCGAAGACAUCAUUCAUAUAUGAAACACCAUGGAUCAUUCUACGGAGGAAUGAUGGAUGAUGUCCUUAUCAUGAGAUCCAUUAUAACUGUUGCAAAUUACGACUACAUUUUCGACUUCAUAUUUCACCAGAAUGGAGCUGUUGAGGUCAAAGCUAUAUCAACGGGUUACAUCGUGUCCAGUGCUUUUUCCCCAUCGGAAAAUAAGUAUGGCUUCCAAAUUCACGACAACAUAGUUGGCAAUGUUCAUCAUCACCUAUUUAACUUUAAAGUGGAUGUUGAUAUACUGGGCACCUCAAACAGAUUUGAAACUUUGGAUUUCAAAAUAGAAUCGGCACCAAAUGACGAAUUUUCAACAUUAAAGUCUGCCCAGACAUACGAACAAGUUUAUUUUCAGAGUAAUGUGCGAACUACAGAAAAGACAGCUGCAUAUAAAUUUAACUUUGAUCAACCAAAAUAUAUGCUGUUUAACAACGACAAGUUCAAAACCAAACAUGGUGUACCUAGAUCGUACCGAAUUACGAUUGGUGGUAUGUCCAAACAAACUCUAUCGGAAAAUCGUGGACACGAAAGUUCCAUUACCUGGGCCAGAUACCAGAUGGCGGUUACCAAGUACAAAGACGUAGAGAAGCAGAGCAGUUCUCUGUUUGCUGCCUGGGACGCCCACGAUCCUGUAGUUCGCUUCCAAGACUUCCUUGAUGACGAUGAGUCCAUCGUAGACGAGGAUCUUGUAGCCUGGAUAACGAUGGGCAUCCAUCACAUUCCUCAUACUGAGGAUCUACCCAUUACAACUACGCCGGGGGCACAUCUACAGUUCUUCCUGCUCCCCUACAACUACUUCACAGAAGACCCAUCAAUGGGCUCCAAAAACGCUGUUUACAUGGAGUUGAAACAGGCCUCGGACAAUUCACCUCCUACAGUGGAGAUUGAGCGUUAUGGAUAUGGUGGAGAACCUCGAUGUGUUCAACAAAACUAUAACGUUCAUCAAAAAAUUAAAGACGAUCCUGCAUCAAUGUUUGAAUUGUAAAGACGAUUUAUGCAUAGAAAAUGACGAUAAAGAAUGUGGAACCUUUCUGGCCUAAGCUGUGCACAUGUAGUUUUCUUCUAGUUUCGAUGGCAUAUUGUGAGCAAACCGUUGAUGUAUUUUUUAUAUAUUGUAAGACGACAAUGGCCAUUGGGCGUUAGACCUGAGCACCGACUGUGCGGGAAAAGGUGUGGCGUGAACAAAUGGGCCGAUAACCCAGAUUUGUAGAAACUGGAAUGAUUCGCACAUCCACACGUCAAUGAUUUCGGUUUUCAUGUGUCAUGCCAGUCGGGAUAUCAGAGAAAAAGUAACGAUACACUUAUACAGUAUUACAUGUAGCUAUGUGCUUCUGGUUGCCCUCAUUUUCCAGCCUGCCACCACUUAUCUGGUCAGACAAUGUAUAACUGAGUUGAGUAUUUUGAAAAUAUCAUUAGUGGAGCUUAUAUUUUAUUAAGCGGUUUUCGUAUUGCAGGAUAUUAACUUAUGUUAAUUAAAUUUAUAAGAAUAGUUUCAGACCAGGCUAGUUAUGCUGGAAAUUCUCAUCGAAUCUAUAGUGGCUUCAGUAACAAGUUUUAAUUGUUGCAUGGCUUUCCUUAAGAAACUCUAAGGUUCCAAUGACAGAAACGGAAGCAAUAUCAAGUUAGCCAAUCAGAUGGCAGAAUACCCUCACGCCACUAAUUUGGGUGUGCUCAUCAGUUACACAGGGGUCAUUGAUGGAAUACAGUAUUACGUCCAGACAUUGAGGACUUCAGAGUCCAGCUAUCCGGAAAUGGCCAUCCUCAUAAAUUUGUAUUUGUGCUUUGCUUAGUGUACUAUUACUGGUUAGCACAAAAACCACAAAAAGUGUGUAUACAGAAGCUUUAAAUGUUUCCAUUUUUUCAGAGUUGAUAUGGGUUAGCAGCUUUGUUUUCUUUUAACGUAGACAAGAAGGACACCUUGCAGGUAGACAGGAAAUCGUCCCACUUGCAGAAGUGAGGUGUAUUUUCGUACAUCCAGAAAAACAAAUAAAACUUGUUUGAAUAUGAAGUACAAUUAAUGAAGAGCAGGUGUGUAAAAAAUUGGAGUCAUGUCAUUUAUUUCAGAAAAGCAGAUUUUCCUAUUUUCAGUUGUUUUCAUGUGUGAAUUCCUUUCAUAACAAAAAUACAAACCAAAAUCAUUUCCACAUAUCUGAUAUCAAGGUAGGGCGUAGUAAUCUAUAACGAUGUGGGUUCACGCAAUCAUAUCUUUAUAAAUCGAGAAAAAAAAUUAUUUUGAAGUUCAGAGGAACUCUACAGUCGCCAUAAUAUUUAUGGCUUUUCACGCAUUGUCCGCAUUGGUCCAGUGGUAAACCGUUAUAUCGAAUCCGAAAACGAGUUCGACUCCUAUAAUUGCAAGCCAUAUGUUGAAGAAGUUAAUACAGUAUUCUUUCAAUGAAUGCUCAACGCUAUUUACUUCAACUAACAGCAUAUCCUACAAUUGCAUUGAGAAAAGGGGCACCUGUUUAUCAGCUAGCUUCAUAAUAAAUGUAUAUGAAAAUAUAUAUUCACGGUACAGUUCGUAAGAGGAAAACUUGUUUCAGUUACCAACAUUAGACGGGAAAGGAAAAUAUCCUAUGCAUUUAACUUCAUACAGAAGGCUGAUGGUUAGUAACGAAUAUUUUACCUUGGCAUAUUUCAUUGACUACACCCGUUACACAACAACUUCAACCGAUCAGUCACUGUGAGCAGGUUGGCAAUCGAUGAUUUCCCAUCUAGUUUCAAGUAAAGGUGUUUAAACCAAAUAAUUAUUGAUUUCAUUGAGCCCAUAGAUUUAUGUCGAGUUAUAGAUUACAUAGGAAUCAGUUUUGUUCCGUAUAUUGUGAUUGGCACUCUUUUCUGUCGAUCAUUUUGAUAGGACUAGUUGUUGAAAAAGCUGUCGCCGGUGACCAAAAGCUGACGACAGUAUAAAGAUUACUUAUUUUUAGCCCGUAACAAGCUUUCUGUAUUGUUAAAGUUGCCCGGUAGAGCAAUUAGAAUCAUUAAUCAUGCAUCUGAAAUGGGAAAGCGCGACUCUUAACCACGAGGACGACAAUCCAGGCGGAAGAUCAAUCUCGGCCUUCAGCAGGGAAUUUGUAGAUUUCACCGCUUUCUUUGUUCGUGGGCCUUGACAACCACGAGCGAUGGACAACUAUUAUAACACAAGAAAUCCAUAAAUUUGAAUCGCACAAUCUUGCAUUUGAUUGAUCAGAUACUGAUGUA
Liolophura sinensis is the source of this 4723-nucleotide messenger RNA. Its product is annotated as putative amine oxidase [copper-containing]. The coding region runs from base 120 to 2510 and encodes 796 amino acids. The transcript is spliced from 3 exons. Gene Ontology annotation, cellular component: plasma membrane. Lineage: Eukaryota; Metazoa; Mollusca; Polyplacophora; Chitonida; Chitonidae. Gene Ontology annotation, biological process: amine metabolic process. Gene Ontology annotation, molecular function: quinone binding; copper ion binding; primary methylamine oxidase activity. The record is from RefSeq and is a predicted model, not a curated record.